AUGUCCUUACCAACAACUGAACAUAAAAUUGUGACAACUGAUGAAGACUUACCAACAGCAAUUAUAAUAACUGAAGUUCCAUUGGAAGUUUUUGAUGAUGAAACAGAGAAACAACAUUUUACUAAUUUAUUUGAUGAAUUUCAACCUGAUAUUCAUUUUGAUUUUCUUCGUUCUUUUCAAAGACUUAGAAUAAUAUUUUCAUCUCCAGAACAUGCUACGGCUGCUUUGAUGUUAGUAAAACAUCAUAAUUAUAAAGGAAAACAAUUAAAAGCAUUUUUUGCUAGGAAUAUAAGAUUACAAGCAAAAACAUGUCAGGAUUCAUUUGGACAUUUACAAUUACCUACAAAUGAUAAAUUAUAUCUUAUUUCACCACCAGCAUCACCACCUUGUUUCUGGGAACAGACACGUGAAAUGGCUCCUGUUAUUUGUGAUAUAGAAUUAAUGUCAAAAUUAGCAGCAAUUUCAAUGGAAGAUGACUAUUCUGUUCAUGAGGGUGGUAUAGAAUGCCCCACAAUAAUUGUUUCACCAUGUAAAGAAAGCAAUACUGAUGAGGAAGUAUUUGGAUAUUCUCCAAAACUUCAAAUUGCUCAUACACCAAUGCCACCAAGAUGUACAUGA
Molecule: messenger RNA, 618 nt
Organism: Strongyloides ratti
Lineage: Eukaryota; Metazoa; Nematoda; Chromadorea; Rhabditida; Strongyloididae
Product: Protein sarah
Exons: 2
Coding region: 1-618 (205 amino acids)
Biological process (GO): calcium-mediated signaling
Cellular component (GO): cytoplasm; nucleus
Molecular function (GO): nucleic acid binding; calcium-dependent protein serine/threonine phosphatase regulator activity
Source: RefSeq, a predicted model, not a curated record